CCUCCUCUGCCGUCUCAGAACCGCUUAACGGAUUCCACGCUAUUCUGCUUCUUCUUCUUCUUCUUCUUCUCCUCCAUAAUCAUCAUCAUCUUCAUCUUCUUGCACGAUUCCCGAGGCCGAUCCCACGCUCCAAAUCCCUCGGGAUCCAUGCUUCUCUUUUAGCUCCCCUCUCUUUCUCCGAUGCCUGCUCCUCCGCCGCCUGCCGCGGCGGCGGUGGCGGCGGCGGCGGCGGCGGCGGCGGCCAUCGCCACCCCCAGCAGUGACUCUUCCCCUCUACGUCGCUUCCCUUUCCGCUCCGACCUCCAUGCUGACCAGCUGAUGCUCAAAGACAUCGUCAGUAAUGGGAUCUCCGGGAUCCUUCACAAGUGGGUCAACUAUGGCAAGGGCUGGCGUCCUCGCUGGUUUGUUCUUCAAGAUGGUGUGCUUUCUUACUAUAAGAUCCAUGGCCCUGAUCGCGUUGAGGUCGAUCGGGUCACUGAGAAGGGAUCUAAGGUCAUCGGUGAGGUGCCUGUUCGCCGGAUGUCUCGUAGCCGGAAUGGUGGGACUCAUCACCGUCGUAAGCCCAUUGGGGAGGUUCAUCUCAAGGUGUCGUCGGUGCGGGAGAGUCGGUCGGAUGAUAAGAGGUUUUCGGUGUUCACGGGGACGAAGAGGAUGCACUUGAGGGCGGAGACGAGAGAGGAUCGAGGGAAGUGGAUGGAGGCGCUGCAGGCGGUGAAGGAGAUGUUCCCGAGGUUGUCGAACAGUGAGCUGAUGGCGCCGGUGGAUGGGCUAGUCGUGUCGACGGAGAAGUUGAGGCAUAGGCUCCAGGAAGAAGGGGUGAACGAGUUGGUCAUACAGGACGCUGAGCAGAUCAUAAGGACUGAGUUCUCUGGGCUGCAGAACCAGCUUGUGGCUCUCAAGCAGAAGCAGUCACUGCUCCUUGAUACUCUCCGGCAGUUAGAGACAGAAAAGGUUGAUUUGGAGAAUACCCUUGUUGAUGAGAGCCAAAGGCAUGCAGAGGAAGACGAAUCUUCAUCUAGAUCAAGGCAGGAAAAAUAUAGUGAAGGAAGUGGAAGUGAUACUGAUGAAGAAAAUGAAAGACAAGAUGUUGCUGAAGAAGAGACUGAUGAUGAAGAAAAUAUCUUUUUUGAUACACGAGAUUUUCUCUCAUCAAGCUCUUUUAAAAGUAGUGGAUCUGACUUUCAUAAAUCAGAAAUUGAUUCUGAUAAUGAUGAAUUCUGUGGCAAUGGCUCGGUUGAUGGUUUUGAUGACUGCAUGAAAGCUGUUGGAUCUCAGUACCCGUAUGUUAGGAGGCGUAAAAAAUUGCCUGAUCCUGUUGAGAAAGAGAAAGGAGUUAGCCUUUGGUCAAUGAUUAAAGAUAACAUUGGGAAAGAUCUUACUAAAGUAUGUCUUCCUGUAUAUUUCAAUGAACCACUUUCGUCCUUGCAGAAAUGUUUUGAAGAUCUUGAAUACUCUUACCUUAUAGACAGAGCGUGUGAGUGGGGCAAAAAGGGAAACAGUCUUAUGAGAAUAUUAAAUGUGGCCGCAUUUGCCAUCUCUGGAUAUGCUUCAACAGAAGGAAGAAACUGCAAACCUUUUAACCCUCUUCUCGGAGAGACUUAUGAGGCUGAUUACCCAGACAAAGGGCUCCGUUUCUUCUCAGAAAAGGUCAGUCAUCACCCUAUGAUUGUCGCAUGCCACUGUGAGGGUACUGGAUGGAGGUUUUGGGCAGAUAGCAAUUUAAAAAGUAAGUUUUGGGGUCGCUCAAUUCAGCUUGAUCCUGUUGGAGUUUUAACACUAGAGUUUGAUGAUGGUGAAGUCUUCAAGUGGAGCAAGGUGACAACUUCCAUCUACAACCUUAUACUGGGAAAACUUUAUUGUGAUCACUAUGGUACAAUGCGAAUCCAAGGAAAUCAUGAGUUCUCAUGUAAGAUAAAGUUCAAGGAGCAAUCUAUAAUAGACCGGAAUCCUCACCAGGUUCAAGGCAUAGUGCAAGAUAGGAAUGGGAAGACAGUGGCCACGCUCAUCGGGAAGUGGGAUGAGAGUGUGCAUUAUGUGCUUGGAGAUUGUUCUAACAAGCGAAAAUGGACUGAACCAUUUUUAGAAGCCCAGUUAUUGUGGGAACGUGGGAAGCCCUCAAUGUAUCCAACUCGUUAUAACCUCACACGUUUCGCAAUCACAAUGAAUGAGCUCACCCCUGGAUUGAGGGAAAAACUACCACCAACUGAUUCAAGGCUAAGGCCUGACCAGAGAUGCUUGGAAAAUGGGGAGUAUGACAUGGCGAAUGCUGAGAAAUUGAGGCUGGAACAAAGACAGCGUCAGGCAAGAAAGAUGCAGGAAAGAGGAUGGAAGCCUAGGUGGUUUGCUAAAGAUGAAAGUACCGACACUUACCGAUACAGUGGUGGUUAUUGGGAAGCUAGGGAGCAAGGCAAGUGGGAAGGCUGCCCUGAUAUCUUUGGUCAAGUCCCUAAUGAUCAAAUGAUUGACUCAAUAGCUUCCAGUCAAAUUUAAACCAGGGAAAAUGCUGUACCUUGUGGGAAGUGUGUUAGAGCCAGCUAUGAUCCCUUGAAUGAAGGAAUGAAGGUAUGAAGGUGGAGAUAGUUUGGUAGCAGUGGGUGGGAAUGGGAAAAAUUAGGCUUAAAAACAAGACUCUUUUUCUGAAGAGGUGAUGGAAAUGACCCAAAAGGCAAGAACUAGUGAAAUAUAUUAUAUAUGAGAGAGCAUAAAUUGAGACCUUCCAUCUGACAUACUGUCUCAUGUACUUAAAUUUUUUCUGGACACCAAUAAUAAUUGAAAAAAAAUAAAGAAAUGCAAAUCUUACAACAUUGCAUUAUA
Molecule: messenger RNA, 2814 nt
Organism: Dioscorea cayenensis subsp. rotundata (Guinea yam)
Lineage: Eukaryota; Viridiplantae; Streptophyta; Magnoliopsida; Dioscoreales; Dioscoreaceae
Product: oxysterol-binding protein-related protein 1C-like
Exons: 11
Coding region: 181-2490 (769 amino acids)
Cellular component (GO): membrane; cytosol; intracellular membrane-bounded organelle
Molecular function (GO): sterol binding
Source: RefSeq, a predicted model, not a curated record